Messenger RNA from Fonsecaea erecta, 3192 nucleotides. RefSeq lists its product as hypothetical. The transcript has a single exon. Gene Ontology annotation, molecular function: protein binding. The coding region runs from base 1 to 3192 and encodes 1063 amino acids. The record is from RefSeq and is a predicted model, not a curated record. Lineage: Eukaryota; Fungi; Ascomycota; Eurotiomycetes; Chaetothyriales; Herpotrichiellaceae.
AUGAAGCCCGAUGUUCCUCCAUCAUACGAAAGCGCAGUCAGUCGCGAGGCAUGGACCAUUAUCGCUCCCUGGAUUUCCUCCAGCGACCUGUGCUCGGCAUGCCUGGUGUCGCGCAAAUGGUACUCUAUCUUCGUGCCUUUCCUCUGGGGCGAUCCUGCUUCCCACUUUGGGAUUCAGAAUGACGCCGUCUACGUCGCCCUUACCCGCUUCAAGCGAUCCCUACGCAAAGCAAGAUUAAGUGUGAGAAGCCUCACUCAUACGCUACAUCUCCCGCCGGCUCUUAGCGAAAUCUACGGAGGCCCCAAUCCUACGUGGUUGCGAGACGUCCUCGAAUUCCUCCCCAACCUCCAAAGCCUCAUUGUCACAAAGUUGCCAUUCUUUGACCACCAUAGCCUCAAUGCAUUGAGGAAUUCAAGCGCCGGCAGAAGACUGUCCAAUGAAGAAACAGAUAUCUUUCCCACAUACGGCCUCAAGUUACUGCUGGCCUCAAGUGAGCCAAACACAACGUCUUCCUCGCUUGCGAAUGCGCUACCAAGAUUUCCAAGUCUGGUUUACCUUGAUCUGUCCUACACAUCGCCCGCCCGAGAUGCUGCAGUUCUCAUAGCCUUAUCAUACCUGCCAGAUCUCCAAGUCCUGAAGUUGCGGGGGGUUGGUCUUAAAGAUGGGGAGGCCGAGGUCCUUGCCAAUGCGAUUGGGAUCCGUGUUCGAUUGCUUGACCUCCGAGACAACCUCUUGACCGAUAUGGCUGUGCGAUCAUUGAUGCAGGCAUGCUUUCUGCCCUCGGAUGCUGCACAGUCAAGGUACCUCAAUGUAGAGGAUUGGCCGGUAGGCAUGGCUCCUGGGCCGGAUUUCUUCAGCCUGGAUACCCUCCGGAGCGAGGAACUCGACCACGAGUUGCUCAAGCAGCUCACGAGGCCCCUUACUGGAAGACUAGCCUUCGAGGACAUUCCUCACCGAGGCCUGACCCAUCUGUACAUUUCCGGCAACCGGCUAUCUGUGGAAGGCCUGUCAAGUUUGCUGAAAUCGGAACGCCUCCAUAUUCUCGACGGAGGUUCGGUCGACACGGUCAAGACUAUCGCACGGACUCAAUCGCUUUCUUCCCCGACAGGCUAUAUCGAUGAAGUCCGCUUCCCAGGUGCCGAGAAGCUUAUCCCUGUCCUUGCAACGUCUGCCAGCAAGAAUUUGACCUACCUUCGCGUUGACCAUACACUGGUUACUGCAAAGUUUGAACCCGGUCCGGCAGUCGUCAAACCAAAAGCAUCUUCGGUCGAACUUGCCGGGUCUGCGCCACUUGCUGCUGAGCUUCCCGCUCAAGGAAGACAGAUAGUAGAAGCCCCGGCCCCUGCCCAUUAUGCGGUCGAAAUGGCAGUUCCCGAUCAAGUUUUUGAACUGGAUGCUACUCCGGCACCACCACGAGCCGAGCUGAUUGGUGACGUGAUAUACUUUGCCCUCAGCCCUCCAAUUGGAGACAAGCCAGAGGAAGCAAGCCCUGUCAUCGAAAACCACAGUCCGAUCAGAGGCGAAGGCCCCUUCGCUCCAGAGGUAGUCAACGGUGCUGCGGAUGAUCACGAGAACGAAGAUCGUGCCACAGUCGCGGACUCGGAGAUCUCUGAUGAGACUGGAACGCACAGCACAACGAGAUCAAUCCUCUCUCCCGUGUCUCCCAUGACGCCUCACCCCAAUACCAUUACCUUUCAACCACUAGUACCGCCGCCUACGCCAAAGACUAGGGCUGCGCCAACGUCAGCUCCAACCAAGGCGGAAAGUCCGACCUCAGCACUCCCAGCGACUCCUGCGUCACGCCCGCGUGCAUCUCUCUCAACAACUCCAGCAGCAUUGCACCAGCGUCAGGCUCGGAUAGAAGCACUGCUUGCCAAGCGACCUCCGGGAUUGACCUCCAAGACAAACCACCCAGGUUUGGACAUUCCGAAGAUCACGGUGCAGAAUCUGACCAGUCUCCACCCCGCUGUGCUUCCCAAUCUGAGAACCCUGAUUCUCACCGAUGUGCCUAUCACAGUGCCGAAAUCGUCCCCUGUGAUCCCUGCACUCAAGGCUUUCAUAUCUGCCUGCGCUGAUGAAGCAGCCCUUGCUCGCCUCCUCGCCAGGACGGACUAUUCUCUGCCACCCGGUCGGGCCCGUCAUAUUGCCGAAUUAGAACACGCACGGUCGCUCUUCGCUCUCCGCACGAUCAUUCUGGAGAUGGAGGAUCCCACCAUUCCGAAUGCCACUGAGCAGCGCAAAUGGCAGCAUUCUCGUCAGCGUAUCAGCAUGAGCAAAUCCUCGACAGGCGACCGGGAUAGUGAAAAUCUUUGGUCUGCAGCAGAGAAUGACUUCAGCUUCUUCGGAGAAGAAGGCGAAGAACAGGCAGAAUGUGGCAUCUACCAGCAUGACCCGGAGAAGUAUUUUCCCACCGCGCAUUUUGAUGACAAGAUUUUGCUGGGUCCCGAAGACAAUCCACCAGAAAGUGGCUCGAGCAGUCCACACGGGAGCCUCCACGGGUAUGGGACAUUGUCUCCAUUCAUGAUGAAUUAUGGUGGUUCCACCGGGACACUAAGAAGCCCGAGGAAUUUACCAUUGGGUCGGAAUCGGAGAAGCUCGAAUGAAUCGCAGCGGAAUGGGACCACCCGAAGUCUCUUGACCGAGAUGCAAGGCGCACCAGUAUCGCCCGUUUUUAUGAAUGGCAGGUUGCGCCCGCAGUCGAGAGAUUCGAUGCUUCCCCCGACUUCCAAUCCCGUCCAGCAGCAGGAAGAUGAACCGAAAGUCGAUGUCAUCGCCGAAGUCGCUGCGUGGCGAAAAGAGCGGAAGAAGGCCUACGAAGAUGAAUUGGCGCGGUACCGAAUGGGCCGUGGAGGUGGUGGCGCAGGUAGAUCGAAUAGCUUCACCAACCAAGGGAACGGACGCUCGUCGUCAUCUACUCCGCGAGGCUAUGGAUAUGGCUACGACCAUGGUGCUGGACCAGGUUCGCUCGCGUACGCACAUGCAUACACGAAUGGGAAUUCACCGGCCAAACAAGGGAAUGAAACACCGUCCGGCAACUCAACUCAUGGUGAGAUUAACGACCUCGACAUGACGUUCGUCGAAGGACACUGGAAGGGAGAGAUCAAGGUGAUCAGGAAUGCGACACCAAAAGGUCGAACAGGUGUGGUGGAUAUGUAUGGAAACUAUUUCGAGAAGGGGUAUCUGUAUCCCUGA